This is a messenger RNA of Charadrius vociferus (killdeer), 852 nucleotides long. RefSeq names its product histone RNA hairpin-binding protein-like. Gene Ontology annotation, cellular component: cytoplasm; histone pre-mRNA 3'end processing complex. Gene Ontology annotation, biological process: mRNA 3'-end processing by stem-loop binding and cleavage; mRNA transport. The transcript is spliced from 8 exons. The record is from RefSeq and is a predicted model, not a curated record. Gene Ontology annotation, molecular function: mRNA binding; histone pre-mRNA stem-loop binding. NCBI's taxonomy places the organism in Eukaryota, Metazoa, Chordata, Aves, Charadriiformes, Charadriidae. Bases 1 to 852 code for a protein of 283 amino acids.
AUGUUGCAAGUGCCCCGCUCUAGCUCCUUGUCCCAUGCUUACUUGUGGGGACUCCACAGCAGUGUCUGUUCUGUGCAACAUCCACACUACUGGCAUCAAGAACAGGAAUGUAGAAGCUGGAAUGAUUCAGAUGCUGUGGUACUUGAUGAAUAUCAGUGUAGACAUUUAGACCAGUGGCUGGAGAGCUCUGCAACACCAGAAUAUUCUAGGCCUCCUUCUAGUUGCCCCGACUGGGAAGGUAGAAUUGAAGAAGGCAAAACAAUGAGGACAUCAAAUAAAAAAAUAACAAGUUCUGUUUCAAGUGCUUCUGCUAAUCCAGCUGAAAGGGAAACAGAUGAAGUGGUUCUGAGGAGAAGGCAAAAACAGAUCAAUUUUGGAAAGAAUACCCUUGCAUAUGACAGAUACAUUAAAGAAGUUCCAAAGAAUCAGCGAAUACCAGGAGUUCAUCCUAGAACUCCCAACAAAUUCAAGAAGUACAGCCGUAGAUCCUGGGACCAGCAGAUCAGGCUGUGGAAGAUAGCACUGCAUGCCUGGGAUCCUCCUACUGAAGAAACCUGGGAUCUGCAACCAGUUCCCUCUUCUCCCGAUUCUUCUCCAGUAUGGAAACGUAGGAAAAGAAACAAUUCUGACUCCUCUGUGGUUUCAAAGAGCAAAUCCCAUUAUGUGCAUAUGUACCACACACUGGAAAGUCUUACUGAAUCAGGACAACAAGAGGCUUUUUCAAAGUGCUCAGAGUGGGAAGCCUUUGGUGAAAAUGACGAAGUAAUGACAUUACAACAUGGUAUAGAAAUAACAAGAAGCAAUGCAGAUAUGGAUAGUGAAAAGAAGUUAAUUGUGUGCCGCAGGCGGUAA